Molecule: messenger RNA, 669 nt
Organism: Elephantulus edwardii (Cape elephant shrew)
Lineage: Eukaryota; Metazoa; Chordata; Mammalia; Macroscelidea; Macroscelididae
Gene: IER2
Product: immediate early response 2
Exons: 1
Coding region: 1-669 (222 amino acids)
Source: RefSeq, a predicted model, not a curated record
AUGGAAGUGCAGAAAGAGGCACAACGCAUCAUGACCCUGUCGGUGUGGAAGAUGUACCACUCGCGUAUGCAACGCGGUGGCCUGCGACUGCACCGGAGUCUGCAGCUGUCGCUGGUCAUGCGUAGCGCCCGAGAGCUCUACCUCUCGGCCAAAGUGGAGGCCCAGGAGCCCGAGAUGCCCUUCCCAGCCGGCCGGUCCCCUGACCCUCGACUACACCCUUCUCGGGAAACGGAAGCCGCAGCACCAACAGCGCCCGCUGACAGUGGGCCGCCCUCCCCCGAGCCCAUGGACACCCAGGAGGCUCCACGAGCCGAGGAGACUCUGACCCGCUGUAACCCGCAACCCGCCAAAGCCAGCCGCAAGCGGCGCAGCAGCAGCCUGAGCGAUAGCGGAGACGCCGGACUGGUCCCGAGCAAGAAAGCCCGCCUGGAAGAACAGGAGGCGGAGGAGACCCCGUCGGAGGUCCCCAAUCGCCUCCAGCCCCCGCCGGCGCAAGCGGAGGGCGCCUUCCCCAAUCUGGCGCGCGUCCUGCAGAGGCGCUUCUCCGGCAUUCUGAACUGUAACCCUGCCGCGUCCCCGACGGCGCCGCCCGCGUGCGAGGCGAAGCCGGCCUGCCGCCCGGCGGACAACAUGCUAAACGUGCUGGUGCGGGCCGUGGUGGCCUUCUGA